Molecule: messenger RNA, 162 nt
Organism: Didymella exigua CBS 183.55
Lineage: Eukaryota; Fungi; Ascomycota; Dothideomycetes; Pleosporales; Didymellaceae
Product: poly protein
Exons: 1
Source: RefSeq, a predicted model, not a curated record
CGUACUAAGCAUUUGGAUAUCUACUAUCACUACGUUAAGGAGCGCGUCUGCGAUAGUUAUCUCACAGUUGAACACGUCCACACGACAGCUAUGGCUGCUGACAGCCUUACUAAACCUCUUAAUCGCGUAGCUCACGAGCGAUUUCUCUGUCAAAUCAGCCUC